Molecule: messenger RNA, 3303 nt
Organism: Panicum virgatum (switchgrass)
Lineage: Eukaryota; Viridiplantae; Streptophyta; Magnoliopsida; Poales; Poaceae
Product: DUF724 domain-containing protein 7-like
Exons: 7
Coding region: 24-2963 (979 amino acids)
Source: RefSeq, a predicted model, not a curated record
AAAACCCCCCUCGAUCCCAACCAAUGGCGGCCACCGCCGCCGCCGGCCGCCGCACGCCGGUGGCCCGGCGCCGGCGCCGGCGCGGAGGAGAACGCUGGACCAAGCCCCCGCGGAGGUCCCCGCAGCCGGCGGCGUCCCCGCCGGCCCCCGGGCCGGGCCCGGACCCGCCCGCGCCGCUCCCCGCGGGCGCCGAGGUCGAGGUCCGCGUCGACGACACCGGCUUCCACGGCUCGUGGUACGAGGCCACGGUCGUCAGCUUCGCCCCCGCGCGCGGGCCCCGCACCCCGGCGCGCUACACCGUCGCGUACGCGCACCUCCUCAGCGACGACAGCGGCGGCGUGCUCGAGGAGUGCUUCGCGCCCACCCACGUCCGCCCGCGCCCGCCGCCGCCGCCGGAGGACCCCUCCUCCUUCCCGCCGCGGUUCCGCGCCGGGGACAUCGUCGAGGCGUUCCACAAGGACGGGUGGUGGACGGGCCUCGUCGUCGCCGCGCCGGACUCCCCGGACCCCGGCGCCGUCGUCACCGUCGCCUUCCCCAUCACCCGCGAGGUCAUCCGGUUCGUGCCCCGCGACGUCCGCCCGCGCCGCGACUACGUCGACGGGGGCUGGGUCCCCUCGCGGGCCGCCGUAGCGGUCCGCCCCAGGGGCGCCGUCAGGGUCUACGCGGUCAGGGACAAGGUCGAGGUCCAGCGGGACCGGGACGAGUACGGCUACUCCUGGUUCCCCGCCACGGUCGCCAGGGUCGUCGACGACCUCAGCUAUGUCGUCGAGUACUUCGAUCUGGAGGAGGAAGGGGACGGCGGCCAGGAGAAGGUCACCGAGUACCUGCACUGGAGCUUCAUCAGGCCGGCCGUCGAGCAUGUGCCCCGCGAGAGCGAGUUCCGGUUGGGGCCUGGCGCUGCCGUGGAGGCGUACUGCGAUGGAGCGUGGUCGCCGGGAGUGGUGCGCAGGGUCGUCGGGGACGGGGAGUUUGAAGUCAGCAUCGAUGGGAAGAAGGCGGAGCUUCUGGUGACCCAGGUCGUGGAAUUGCUAAAGCCGCAGUACAAGUGGAAUGGCAAGCAAUGGAAGAUCGUCACUGUUAAGAAACGGGCUAACUUGAGGCGGCGGUCUAUGCUUGGGCAAAGUUUAAGCUCACCUGUUCAUGUGUCCUCAAGUGGUGAUGACUAUAGUCAUGAUCUUGAAUCUUCUAGAACGAAAAAGUCAAGGAAAGAAUUGCAGCAUGCUGUAUUAGCUGAAAAUUCAGAACAUGAUUCAGUCUUUGAGAUAGACACUCCUUUAUCUGCUUUAUGCGAAUCACCAGAAAGAAGCCAUUGUGGUUCUCAGCUCUCUGAAAAGAAUAGUCUUCAAGUGAUUUCGCACGGGCCAGUGAAUUCAGCGCCAAUUAAUGGCCUUUGUGCUCCAGUACAGUCAACACCACAAAAUGGAUCAAUACCAAACAGUACCGGAGAAAUAGUGAACAAUGAAGAAAUCCUAUCUGAGAUGAUGGAUUCUGAUGGUCAUCUUAAUGCAAGUGGUGGUGAAGCCCAUGAUAUGCUUUCUAUUGCAGAGCUAAGAAAGAAAAUGGCUUCAGCUCGCAGAAAUAGUUCUGUCCAACCGACACAGAAAAAAGUGCUAGCUGUCAAGUCAUUGAAGGUGGUGAAGAAAGGCAUAUCAAAGAGUAAAGGGGGCAAAACACACCCCAUUCAAGAACUUCAGGGAAAAAAUGAUGCAUCAGAUAACAUUCAGUUGAAGGGAAACAUCAAUUUCUCAAGCAAUGGUGUUGUCUGUGGUUUGAGUGCCUCUGUGGAAGGCAAAACCACUAAAACACUGGAUAGACAGGUGACAAGACAGAUUAAUAGGGGUUCAAGUACAAAGGUGCUUACCAAUAAAAAAUUGGCUAAAAGGAAAUGGCGCAGAGAACCGAGUAGUCCACUUAGCUCACUGGAUGUGACUAGUGGCGUCCGGCUGAGAGGAGGAAAGAAAGUGCCUGGGCCAAUGAAAGAUUCUCCCUUAGCAGAGCAGCUUGACAAAACUUUGGAGAAUACAUUGAGCGUAACUGAAUUUUCAGAUCAGGACAUGUUCCCGAUGAUACCUCCUGGCUUUGAGUUGAUGCAUGAUGGAAAAGGUGUUGAUAUACAUGGUAGUCUGUCGGAGGAAGAGCCGGCUUCUAUGAUCAACAUCUGUCAAGCGAACAUAAAUGCCGAUGCAUGCACAGACCAUGCUACUACCCAAGUAACUAAAAGCAACCAUCUUAUGGAAACAUCUAUCCUAUCUAUUGACCAUCCAGUUCAAGAGGCUGGCAGGAAGGUGGAUGAGAGAUCAACCCUACCACAUGUUCAGAAUGCUGGCAGUUCAGUGUUGCCUGUCUCUCAGGGUCACCAGCUUCCGUUCAUUAAGAAGUCAGAUAUGUGGCAUUUAGUUGAAGCAAGUGAUGUGUUUAAGGAGGUACCACAACAACCGCAUUUCCUUCCACUCCGAGAAAUUUCACCAGCACUGCGUGAAGGAACAGCAUUUGGUCUGAUGUUGACGUUUAUAGAAUUAGUGAAGGAUGUAAAGAAAGCUAGCAUAGACCAGGACAUAGAAUGGUACGAGGACAAGAUCAGUACACUGUGUCAUUUUGAGGAAAAUGGAUUUGACGUCCAGUUUUUGAGGAGAACCCUGACUGAAUUGCUCCACAUCAAAUCUAAUCGUACCAGUUGUCUUGGAGAAAUACACGAGCUGAAAGCACAGAUUGCGGGGAAGACAGCUUCCACUUCCCGAAUCAAUGCACUGCUUGAUGAAAAUGAUAGAGCUGUAGCUGAGCUGGAGCAGAAACUUGGGCGCCUUCGCCAGGAAUCACAGAAGAUAACGAAGGAGAAAGAACGUGAAGAAGUGAAUCUCUGCAGACUCAAAGAGGCACAUAGCAGGCGAGUGGAGUCAAACAGUGAUUUCGAGCAACAGUUCCGCAACACCUUGGCUCAGCUGAACCAAAAGAAGCUUACCUGAUAUGCAUGAGCUUUACAAAGCCUCGAUGCUUCUAACUUAACAUUUUGAUAUGCAUGCUUCAGUGCUGUAGGUCCUAAUGGUUAUCCGAAUAUUGUUCGGUUUUGGAUGACCUAUCUCUGGUCACUUGGUACCUGUUUAUGUAUCUGUAAGUUGCUCGUGAUGGACUUAGGAAGCCUUAUGAAAUGUCGACUAUUUAUAUUUGCUAGUAAUUGUAACAGACUUGCCAGCUAGCUGGACCGUACUUAUUGGCUUGUGGUUUGUAGUCAGUUUAUGGGCAAUCUGUUCCCAUACUUGGACUACCCUUCUGAUAUUUGUGUUAUCUGAUGUUUACUAGUCCUAA